Molecule: messenger RNA, 1159 nt
Organism: Nelumbo nucifera (sacred lotus)
Lineage: Eukaryota; Viridiplantae; Streptophyta; Magnoliopsida; Proteales; Nelumbonaceae
Product: Phosphoglycerate mutase family protein
Source: RefSeq, a predicted model, not a curated record
GGAGUGUGAGUGAGACUGAGGUACCAGACCAUACAUCCGUUUUCUCUCUCUUUUAUCCUUGCCCAUCUCUCAGCCCGAAAAAACGGUUGGGCUCGGAGGUCAGAGUUCAGUUGGCGACCGUUGUGACUGAAGCCGUUUCUGUAGAAUAAUGCCGAGGGCCUCAUCAUCAGCUGCAAAACUUCCUCCAUCUCCAUAUCUUCCUCCUCCUUUAAAUYGUACAAAUCUUAACUUCCUUCUGAAACCCAUCGACCGCCGCUCUCUCCUCAUUUCCCUGACCAUCUCUGUCACUCCUUUCUUCACUCCCUCCCCGUUUGAAACUCCACGCAUCCUCUCGGCACGGACAGCAGCGGCCCGAGGCCUCUUCCAAAUGCCUCCGGUUCGUCUCAACAAUCGAUACUUUCUAGUUCGAUCUGGGGAGUCAGAAUUCGAAAGGCUUGGCAUAAUCAACACGAACCCAGUAGCAAAGACGUCCGUGGACAGCGGGCUCUCGGAACUAGGGAAGAAACAGACGGUGAGAGCGGCCCUCGCAUUGAAGGAGAUGGGAGCUUGCAGUGGAAAUUGCUGGAUUUGGCCUUCCAUCACCCAGAGAGCUUASCAGGCUGCAGAGGUCAUUGCCGCAGUUAAUGGGAUCGAUCGGAGCCACAUAGUCCCCGAGUACAGCUUUUUGGAUGCUCGUGGCUUGGGAGCUUAUGAAGGCAAGAGCUUGGACUCCCUUUCUGAGGUCUAUGCAUCUGAUGGCAUUUCUUCGAGCAUCAAACCACCUCCUAUCGAUGAUGGAACUCCUAAUGAAAGUGUCUCAGAUGUAUUUGUUCGUGUGACACAACUCAUGUCAAUUCUUGAAACACAGUAUUCUGGGGAUACAGUUAUUAUUGUCUCGCCGGAUUCCGACAACCUGACUGUCCUACAAGCUGGUUUGGUUGGUCUCGACCUUCGCAGGCAUAGGGAUCUUUCUUUUGGACCUGGUGAAGUCAGAUUUGUAGAUGCCAAGAGCAUACCUGACUACAAGCAACCUGCCUCAGCUGUAUAUAAGUGCUUAAAACCACCAAGCUGUAACUGAAAUUUUGUCCUCCAUUUUAUACUGUAUAUGCAGAAGGUAGAACUUUAUCUUGGAGCACUUUUUAGAUAUGUUAUCUCAUGACUGUUCUUCUAUUCUGUCUCA